Verruconis gallopava is the source of this 1348-nucleotide messenger RNA. RefSeq lists its product as uncharacterized. The record is from RefSeq and is a predicted model, not a curated record. NCBI's taxonomy places the organism in Eukaryota, Fungi, Ascomycota, Dothideomycetes, Venturiales, Sympoventuriaceae. Gene Ontology annotation, biological process: regulation of DNA-templated transcription. The coding region runs from base 387 to 1157 and encodes 256 amino acids. The transcript is spliced from 2 exons. Gene Ontology annotation, molecular function: DNA-binding transcription factor activity, RNA polymerase II-specific; zinc ion binding.
UAUUCUUCGAACACCAAAGGAGCAUGCGUCCCCGCCACCCCCCCUUGCCCGAUUUUGAUUGCUGGACACAGGGUUUCCAUUCCUCUCGCAGAGCACAAAAUACAGCAAUUUCGCCAGGCAAACUGACCAAUUUGGCUUUUCGGUAGCUUCUGCUUCAAAAAGGCUCGGACUGCGCUCAGAACCAAUCCGCAAAAAACUUAUAUCGAGGCUCUCUCGCUUGGGUUGGCACUUCCCGUAAACUGAAGAAAUACUCGCCUUCAAAACACGCCCCAUAUAUAGGCCUUUCACACAUACACACACACACACACCCCUUCCGCUCUCCCCGUGGACCACAUCUCCAUCAAACUCUCCGAUAUCCCCACAUCUUUGACGAGAUACACGGAGAUAUGCAGCGACAAAGGCCUGAGGACCUUUCCUUCCCUGGUCCCGAGUCAAACGAUGUCUCAGACGGCAGCGCAUCCAGACGAGAGGCCUCCAGCGUACGUGGACGCGACGAUUCAAGGACCAGCUCUGGAAGGAGAGAGGUGGUUGCGAUGGCCUGCCAGCCAUGUCGCAAACGCAAGACAAAGUGCGACGGCCAGCGACCCACGUGCUCGGCAUGUGUGCAGAGGGGCCACACGAACUGCUUCUACGACUCGAGCAGCGACAUGCGAAGGACUUCGGCCUUGAAGAAGAGGAUAGACCAGCUGCUCGACGACAUCACCAGCCUGCGGAACAUCAUCCUCUCCAUCUGUAGAAACUACAACAUCCCGCAGGACCCGGUCAUCAUGCAGCUCAUUGAACAGACGCUGUGCCACGGCAAGUGGUCCUACCUUCCCGAACUGUCUCGCGUGAUCGAGCAGCACGCUCAGUCGGCGAGGCCGUCGGUUCAGACGCCUCAGUCCAUGGACGCAAACGGCCCGCUUCCGCUGCCCCUGAACAACUACCAGCCGCUGCAGCGGUCGCUGUCUUAUCCGAACACUUCGUAUCCUCCUCCCGUUGACCAGAGCACCACGCAGUCUUUCUCGGCCGCCGUGCCCCCGCCCGCUUGGUCCCCCAUAGACAUACGCGCCACGCCGACAGUGUACGCGGACGUCGGCCAAUCGGGCUCCUAUUUUACGACGAACUGUUCAUAUCGUCCGGCGCAAGCGUACCCCGUGUCAAGUAACACGUACUAGGGAGAGGGGGCUUUUAAUAUCACGUCUCUAUCUUUUUUUUUUCUUUUUUUUUUUCUUUUUUUUUGCGCCCCUUUUUUCUUUGUAGAGAUUCAAGGUUUCCGCAGGCUCGAUACCAAAUAGUAAAAAAUGACCUCAAAAAGGCCGUUAUUCGUUUCACGAAGCAACAGAGCCGGUACACAAAACAUUCCUAC